This is a messenger RNA of Rotaria sp. Silwood2, 474 nucleotides long. NCBI's taxonomy places the organism in Eukaryota, Metazoa, Rotifera, Eurotatoria, Philodinida, Philodinidae. The record is from the annotation of a GenBank genome assembly.
AUGUCAAUUACGACUACUACAACGAUAUCAUCAAAAUCUCCAUCGAACGAACGAUCAUCACUGAUCAAUGCCAAUCAUCAUCAUCAAAAUUCAACUCCAUUUCAUACAACACAUUUUGUAAAUGAACGAUAUCCAAAAACUUGUCUUGAAGAUAUACCUUCUAUUAUACUUGAAUAUCCUCCACCGAAAAUCGGUAAUCAACUAACACGAUCUCAUCAUAGUCUUCGUUUUCGUACUCAGCCUGUCACAUUAGCAGAAAUUAAUGAAGCAGAUGAAGAAAAUAAAAAUGACAAUGACAAUCAACAACAAGAAUCUCAAACACCAACACUUGGAGAUUUUCAACGACUUGAACAUUUAGCUCUAUGGGAAAAUGUACGACGAUCUGCAAGAAAAAAAUUACCAACGAAAAAUUAUCUCGAACGGCAACGACUCAAAGCUAUGAGAGAAGAACCAAGUGAAACAGAUGGAAGCUGA